AUGGGUGAUCGAUCAAGCAAUGUCUCUUUUACUGAAUUCCAGUUAAUUGGAUUCACAGACCUCAAAAACUAUCGACCUCUUCUUUUUAUUCCUUUUUGUAUCAUUUUAGUAUAUUCUUUAUUAGCUAAUGCGAUUUUAAUGUUUGUUAUUGCAAAACACAGGAAUUUGCAUGCUCCCAUGUAUAUUCUAAUAGGACUGAUUGCAGCUUUAGGAUUUUUUGUUCCAAUUUACUUUGUUCCAAGAAUGUUGUUCAGUUUUUUGUGGAAUCUGAAUACCAUUACACGACAUGAGUGUUUGAUACAAAUGUUUUGCCUACAUUUUUCUGGUUGUUUUCAGUCCAGCAUUUUACUUGGGAUGGCUGUUGACCGAUAUUUUGCUAUCAUUUUUCCUUUACGUUACAACGACUUUGUAAAUUUGACAAACUCUUUAAUUUUCUCUGCGAUUCUGAGCAUUCGUAACACUGUUAUUAUUGUUGCCAUGGUUAGUCUGGUUGUGCCACUUACUUUUUGUAAAACAAAUAUGAUUUACCACAGCUUCUGUGAACACACAUCAGUCGUCAAUAUAGCUUGUAAUGAUAUUUCCAAAAACUAUUUAGCUCUUUCAGUAGCUUUUGGCAUACCAUCCUUUGAUUGUUUUGUUAUAUUUUGCUCAUAUAUCAUCAUUUUCGUUGUUAUAUUUCGUUCUCCGUCGGGGGACUCCCGGCAAAAAGCAAUUCACACAUGCACCACACACAUAAUGGGGAUAGCAGUAGCUUAUAUCAGUGUUGUUACUGCAUUUGUGGGGUAUAGGGUGAGUACAAUACCCCGGGAUGUCCGUGUCUUAGUUAGUGCAAUGUAUCUUCUUCUACCUGGAAUCUGUAACCCUGUGAUUUAUGGUCUCAGAACCACAGAAAUAAGAACUCAAAUUGUUAAAUAUUUAAAAUCUGAUAAAAUUUCUACUUUUUGAUCGGCAAAUAUGCCACAGUUACUAUAAAGAGUACUUUUAUUCCCUUACAAAUUCUGUAUGUAAUGAUUGUUUGUUGUAUUACAAUAUUCUAGGCCUGUAAAAUUGAAUGUUAGCAGUAGUCAGUUAAAAUGUGUCAUUCCGCCUGUCAAAUUGCACAAGUGCUAGUAUUUUAAAACUACUGAACCGUCAAUAUUAACAAAACUUUGCUAUUACAAAAAUUAUGCCUUUUUUCCUGUUUGAUUGUUUACUUUAAAUUUCUCUGUUAACUGCUUUCUAGUGACAGUUCCACUGUAUGAUGGA
Messenger RNA from Misgurnus anguillicaudatus (oriental weatherfish), 1245 nucleotides. Its product is annotated as olfactory receptor 52N2-like. Gene Ontology annotation, biological process: G protein-coupled receptor signaling pathway. Gene Ontology annotation, cellular component: plasma membrane. The record is from RefSeq and is a predicted model, not a curated record. Gene Ontology annotation, molecular function: olfactory receptor activity; G protein-coupled receptor activity. Lineage: Eukaryota; Metazoa; Chordata; Actinopteri; Cypriniformes; Cobitidae.